AUGCUACGAUUUAUCUUCACAUGGCUGGUCUUCAUCGUACUGCUAGCUCAGGGAGCUGUUGCGCUCGAAACACACUGGGGCUGCCAGGCUCUCUCGAGUGAUGCCUUUGGAGGCUACUUCGAGGGUGCCGUGUGGCAGGAUCUUCGGCUCCUGCUGUCCUUCGUAAUGGGCAUCGCCUGUGUCCACACUGGCGAGGUGCUGAUCAAAAACGGCGGCCCCAAUGUGAUGCAAAUGUUCCAGAGGAAACCCUUCGAGCUGUAUCCCUUUGUGCUCUGA
This is a messenger RNA of Symbiodinium necroappetens, 276 nucleotides long. Lineage: Eukaryota; Dinophyceae; Suessiales; Symbiodiniaceae. The record is from the annotation of a GenBank genome assembly.